GUGUUGACUUAUGUGUGAUCGGUUGUCACAUUUAGAAAUAAAAAAAUGCGGAUGAAAGCUACGGUAUAAAGUUGUGGGCGGAGCUAGGUAUGAGGUAUUAAAUAAUGAGCACAGAGGGAAGAAGGCACAGUGAAAAUGGCUCUCUACCAAUUUCUGUGUGGUUCAGCGGUGAUGAUCAUCCUCUUAUCCAAUGGAUGUCAUUCACAACAGCAGCCAGCAUGUGGCCGGGCACCAAACAACCCCAGAAUUGUGGGAGGUCAAAAUGCGGCUGCAGGAAGUUGGCCCUGGGUAGCCAGUAUACAAGUGAAUGGCAAGCACCUUUGUGGAGGGUCCCUGAUCAGCGAUAUGUGGGUUCUGACUGCUGCUCACUGCAACCCAGAUCGCAACAUGAUGGUUGUUCUGGGCCUCGAACGCAUGUCUGGUCCAAACUUGAACAAAGUGUCAAAGGCAAUUGAUAAGAUCAUAGUCCAUCCUGCUUACGGCGACAUUUUCAACGAAUUUGAUAACGACAUGGCUCUUCUGAAGCUGUCGAGCCCGGUGAACUUUACCAACUACAUCCAGCCGGUGUGCUUGGCCUCUGCAAACAGCACCUUCUACACCGGUGUCAGCAGCUGGGUCGUUGGUUUUGGUUUCAACUCAAGCGAUGGCCCCCUAGCCGACACCCUGCAGGAAGUGAGGGUCCCAGUAGUGGGAAACAAUGAGUGCACAUGUGCCUACCACACUCUCACAGACAACAUGAUCUGUGCUGGGUUCAGAUCUGGAGGGAAGGAUUCAUGUCAGGGAGACUCAGGUGGACCAAUGAUGAUCAAAAAGGGUUCAGUCUGGGUCCAGAGUGGCGUCGUGAGUUUUGGACGAGGCUGUGCCUUGCCGAAGUUUCCUGGAGGUUACACCCGUGUGUCCCAGUACGAAGACUGGAUAAAAAAUCACACUGGCUCCAGCAAACCAGGCUUUGUUGACUACAUGUCCCAGGGAGUUGAUAGCGACUUAAACUUUGUCUGUCAAGCAAUCCCCACCCCCACCGAUCACCCCUAUCCCACCACCCAACACCCCUAUGCCACCACCCAACACCCCUUUCCCACCACCCAACACCCCUUUCCCACCACCCAACACCCCCAUACCACCGAUGACGAAAGUUUGUUUGGCAGUGGUGAGAGAGUGAUCUCCUCACUCGGUCUUCUCCUUAUGUCUCUCUAUGCGCUGGUCGGAGGCAUAUAAACAUGGAGAUGUUGGAGAAAGACAAGUUUAGGGUUUCUGUGCCCAAAUGGCUCAUUCACUUGAUUUGAUAUGAGCCCUCAUUGAUUUAUCUACUUCUUUGCCUUUAAUUUAAGUGUAAAGCUAAUCUUGAUUCAAUCUUUUAUAACAUAAAUGCAGACGAGUGGAUUGAUGUAAAGUUUGGGAAAAAGAUCAAUGACUUUGCAUUCUCCUGUGAAGAAAUGUUUUUCCAGAUAUAACGUAAUAAAAACGAAAUAAAUCA
Messenger RNA from Trematomus bernacchii (emerald rockcod), 1474 nucleotides. Its product is annotated as venom protease-like. Gene Ontology annotation, molecular function: serine-type endopeptidase activity. Lineage: Eukaryota; Metazoa; Chordata; Actinopteri; Perciformes; Nototheniidae. The transcript has 6 exons. The record is from RefSeq and is a predicted model, not a curated record. Bases 136 to 1215 code for a protein of 359 amino acids. Gene Ontology annotation, biological process: proteolysis.